AACACGUUGCAACGAAGCAACUAAAUUAUUUAGAUUACCUCCUUUGCCAGUCGAAGUUUACUGUAAACUCUGACAGAGAGAAUUUUGUGUUAUUUAACGUCUUUGAAAAAUGGCAUCUUAUCGAACGGACCGAUUUUCUGGGAUCAAAAGAGACUACUCACUCGACACAGUUCGUCGUUUGUCGGGGUCAGUAAAAAUCGAAUACACUCUGGCCAAGCUUGGUGCUGAAAAAUUGUGGAACUAUAUGACUGCUGGAGGAAGCGAGUAUAUAAAUGUGCUUGGUGCUUUAACGGGAAUGCAAGCAGUUCAAAUGGCCAAGGCGGGACUCAAAGGUAUCUAUCUAAGUGGUUGGCAGGUUGCAGCUGAUGCAAAUCUUGCAGGACAAACAUUUCCAGAUCAAAGUCUGUAUCCCGCUAAUUCUGCACCGCGACUCGUGGAGAGAAUCAACAAUGCGUUUCAACGUGCAGAUCAGAUACAGCACAUGGAAGGUGGUCGUUCAAGAAUGGACUAUUUCCUACCCAUUGUGGCCGAUUGUGAGGCAGGAUUUGGUGGACCUUUAAAUGCUUUCGAGAUUGUCAAGAACAUGAUCAAAGCUGGAGCAGCGGGAGUUCACUUAGAAGAUCAGCUCGCUUCUGCCAAGAAAUGUGGUCACAUGGGAGGAAAAGUCCUGGUGCCUACCCAGCAGUUUGUUCAAUUGUUAAAUGCUGCAAGAUUAGCUGCCGACGUCAUGGGCGUGAGCACGGUUAUCAUUGGACGUACGGACGCUAACUCUGCUGGAUUAGUGACCUCCGAUGUUGAUCCCCGCGAUAGACCGUUCCUAACCGGAGAAAGAACACCUGAAGGAUUUUUUCGUAGUCGGGCGGGUUUGGAUCAAGCUAUUGCCCGUGCUUUAGCUUACGCACCAUAUUGUGACGUAUUAUGGUGCGAAACAGGCAAGCCAAAUAUCGAAGAAGCAAGAAGGUUUGCGAAAGCCGUUCAUGCCAAAUUUCCCGGCAAACCGCUGGCGUAUAACUGUUCUCCGUCGUUCAACUGGAAGGCGAACCUGAAUGAUCGUGAGAUAGCCAUGUUUCAGAAGGAACUCGGUCGACUUGGUUAUCGUUUUCAAUUUGUCACAUUAGCAGGCUUCCAUUCCCUAAACCACGCCAUGUUCAAACUGGCACGUGACUACAGGGACAACGGCAUGACGGCUUAUACGAAAGUACAAGAAGACGAAUUCAAUCAAGCGAAUUUUGGCUUUACCGCUCACAAACAUCAACGCGAAGUUGGCGUAUCUUAUUACGAUGCCAUUUCCUUGGCUGUUAGUGGAGGAAAUAGUUCUGUCACCGCUUUCAAAGGCUCCACGGAAGAUGAACAAUUUAAACAUAAACUAUAAACACACAGCCUCCGGCGUUUAAAGUGGCAAUGAAACAAAAUAUGAAGACAAUACCAAAGGCUUCGGUCUGAGGUCCGAUAAAUUUUCCAAAUUUUUAUUGUAUUAAAGGCUCUCAAGAAUGCAUUUUGGUUUUGAAAUAAUUUUGAUGAGGUGUUAUAAUGUAUUUAGUAUAUGUAUUGUUGUAAUGAUUAAGUAAAUUCUGUAUAAUUUUGCUUUUCA
Xenia sp. Carnegie-2017 is the source of this 1591-nucleotide messenger RNA. Its product is annotated as isocitrate lyase-like. The record is from RefSeq and is a predicted model, not a curated record. The transcript is spliced from 3 exons. Lineage: Eukaryota; Metazoa; Cnidaria; Anthozoa; Malacalcyonacea; Xeniidae. The coding region runs from base 110 to 1372 and encodes 420 amino acids. Gene Ontology annotation, molecular function: isocitrate lyase activity. Gene Ontology annotation, biological process: carboxylic acid metabolic process.